AUGUGCCGGACCUUUAAGGUGGCCCAGGAGCUCUCGUCGACAGUAUAUUCUAAUAACCCUCCCACUCCGACAGCGGCCGUCUCUGCUUCCGAUCCUCUACCCGAACAACUUCGCUCCAUAAUGCGUCUCCUUACACAUCCUGUGGUGGUCUGCACUGCGCACGACGGCACCCACCCUAGAGGCAUGACCAUGUCCUCCUUCACAUCCCUAACGCUAACUCCUACGCCCCUCAUCACAUUCAACGUCCUAGCACCGAGCCGUACGCUAGACGCCAUCACGGAAAGCGGAGAGUUCAACAUACACAUCCUGGCCGGGGACAGGAACGGGGCGGCGGUCGCGGAGAACUUCACACGAGGCAACACGGACCCCAGCGUCUUCCAGAGCCUACAGAGCGCGGCCUCCAAGCAGGGGACGGGUAGCUUGGCCCCCGUGCUUGUGGGGGAUGGCAUCCUCUACGUGCUACGGUGCCGGCUGGCAGGCGACGCCGCGCCAAACGGGGGGCUGAUCCGUGUCAGAGACCAUAUUGUCGUGGUUGCGGAGGUGGUGGGGACGGACCCGGGGAUUGAGGACAAGGAGUUUGGGCUGUCAUAUUCGGAUCGGAGUUUUAGAGGGGCUGGCGAGGUGAUUGCCCGGCACUGA
Messenger RNA from Clonostachys rhizophaga, 639 nucleotides. The record is from the annotation of a GenBank genome assembly. NCBI's taxonomy places the organism in Eukaryota, Fungi, Ascomycota, Sordariomycetes, Hypocreales, Bionectriaceae.